AUGAAGAUUCUUUCAGAAGACGAAAAAAACGCACAUAUGAACUAUGUGUUGUCACAGGGAGCUAAAGGUUUAGUUUACGGUGGUGUUGUAUCUGCUGGUAUCUAUUCCUUCUUCAAAUACAGAAGACCAGCAAGGUUUGCUACUUUUACUGCUAGUGUUAAAGCAGCCAUUAUUGCUGUUCCAACUAUUGGUAUUUCUGCUUUCUGGGCUGAUCAGGGUUCAUGGGAGUUCGACAAGAUGAUGCAUCAAUCAGAAUACACCCAGCAACAAAUGUUGCAAGAACAUAGGAAAUUCAAUAGUUUAUCAACCUCAGAAAAGAUUUUCACGACAUUGGGUGCUCACAAGUACCAAAUCAUUGUUGCUGCUUGGGCUGCAUCACUUUAUGGAUCAUGGACCAUAAUUAAUAGAGAUAAAGUUAUGACUACUGCUCAAAAGGCAGUGCAAGCAAGAGUCUAUGCACAAGCUAUUACUGUUGUUUUGUUAUUGGGCACUAUUUUGUUGAGUUUGAAAGAAGCCGAAAUCAACAAGAACAAACCUGCGCCUCUUCCUCAUUGGAAGCAGGUUUUAAUCGAAAAGGAAGCUGAGAAACAGGAGGCUGAACAUAAAGUAGCAGAGGAAAAACGAAUCGCCUCUGAAAAGAAAGAGACUUUAUAG
Molecule: messenger RNA, 654 nt
Organism: Lodderomyces orthopsilosis Co 90-125
Lineage: Eukaryota; Fungi; Ascomycota; Pichiomycetes; Serinales; Debaryomycetaceae
Exons: 1
Coding region: 1-654 (217 amino acids)
Biological process (GO): mitochondrial respiratory chain complex IV assembly
Cellular component (GO): mitochondrial inner membrane
Source: RefSeq, a predicted model, not a curated record